This is a messenger RNA of Pimephales promelas (fathead minnow), 3926 nucleotides long. RefSeq names its product meiotic double-stranded break formation protein 1 (gene mei1). Lineage: Eukaryota; Metazoa; Chordata; Actinopteri; Cypriniformes; Leuciscidae. Gene Ontology annotation, biological process: meiosis I. The record is from RefSeq and is a predicted model, not a curated record.
UCAGACCUACUCUCCUCGCGCGCGUUUUACAUUAGUAUCGUGAUUGUAGUCUUUUAAUCGCGUCAAACUGAUAUAUCCCUCUCAGAAUCAUCACGUCAGUCAAUUGCUCGUCGAAUAACCUAAAAAAUGUCGAGUUCAGACGCGAUCUGUGAGAAGAUACACGACGCACACGGGCCGCGGUGGGAGCGCGGCGGCAUUUGCGUCGCGUGCGUCCUGGAGAUGAUGGACAGGUCGGAUGUAUCGGCGGUGCGGAAGCGCGCGGCGCUCGUGUCCGUGAUGCGCGUGCCCGCUGUUCGCGAGUUUCUGUAUCGCGAAGAAGAAGGAAGAAUAAACUUCAUCUCAUCAUUACUGAGAACGCUGUUCAGCGCCGUGGAUUCAUCUCUGCUGGAUCAGACCGCACAGGUUCUGCUGCAGGUGACGCUGGACAUCCCGAGUCAAGCACUUCUGCUCUUCAUCCUGGACCAGAUCCACUCACGGUGGUCUGAUGUCGGGGGUCUGAAAGCGUCUCUGUCCUCUGUCAUGUUUCUGGGUAAACUGCUGGACGCUCAUCCCGCUCUGAGCCAAACACUCACGUCCAGCCGCUCGCGUGUGCUGGAGUGUGUGUGUGCCGCUCUGCUGCUCUCAGAUGAGGACGUGAAGGCCGGUGUGUGUUACGUGUUGUUGAGGAUCUGGAGCUCCGCCUCCGCCGUCCAGAUGCUAACAGACACUCUCCGCCAGCGCAUGUGUGUGUUACUGCUGCACACGCUCUCAAACACACACACCACAGCGCUCACCGUCAACUGCUUGGGUGUAGUGAAGCAGAUGUGUCAGUACUCUGAGGUGGUGUGUGUGUUGAUGAAUCUGAAAGACGGCGCUGAAGAUCCACUGCCGUAUCAACCACUGCCGCUCAUUCUGAAGAAGCUGUUGUUGAGCGCUCAGGACUCUCUUCAAGUGGUGUCGGUGCGCUGUGUGUGUGCCGUACUGAUUCACGCUCCUCAACGCUUUACUGCCGCCUUCAUUCAGGCCGAUCUACCCGAGUUUCUGCUGGAGGUGAUGAGCAGCGGCUGCACUGACGUGUUGCUGUGGUCCGUCUUCAGCUGUUUACUGCUGCUGUCCGAAGACCCGCUCUUCUUCUCGCAGUGUCACGCCGUCUACGGUAUGGAGCCGUUAGUGCGAUGUCUGAAAGAGACUCUGGGAAAGUCCAACACGGAGGUGCAGAAACAGGGACUGGAGCUGCUGUCGGCCAUAUUGGACAGGCAGCCGGCAGCUGUGCGCUUGUUCCCGACCGCCUCUGAAUUCACAGGUGUGUGUGAUGUCAUCGUGGAGGGCGUGGCCACUUCCUGUCUGCAGGUGUCCAUGUGUGCAGUCCGAGCCGCCGCUAUCCUCCUCAGGCCGAACCACCAGUCCAGUCCGGUUCAGUUCUCAGACGUCAGGAGAGUCGUGGAAGCCGUGAUGUCCAAGUGCAGAGAGAUCAGCUCUGGUUCAGAAUCAGUGUCAGCUGCUGGAGUUUUACUGCAAACGCUCACGUGCUUCGAUGCUGCUUGCAGGUUGCUGGAGGUGUGUGUGUGUGAGUCAGAUCUCACGGACGGUGUGUGUUCAGCUCCAGCGCAGCAGCAGGAGACGCUGGAGUCGGUGUGUGUGUUUCUGCUGCACUGCUGCGACACCACCUGCAUCCCUGCAGUCACCGGCGUGUGCGAGCGGGUCUCGUCUCCACAGACGCUGCAGCUCUUCCUCUCGGUUCUGUCUCGUCAGUUCGCUCUGUGUCCCGCUCACAUGACCUCCUUCUCCAAGAAGCUCGCUGCGUCUGGAUUCAUCAGACUGACUGUGGACAGUAAAGCCCAGCUGUGUUCAGGGAACAGGAACGCGUCUCUGAAUCAGAUCUGCUGUGAUUUCCUCAUGAAGCUCUGCAUGUGUCUGAUCUCAAACACUGACACCUGGAACCAGGAAGACAUUCAGGAUGUGCAGCAUGUCCUGCAGGAGUCUCUGCCGUCUCUGUGCUGCAGUGUGUCCGACUGGCCCUCCCUUCUCCCUGAUAUCCCACAAUCCCUCAGGAACACACAGUUCUGCAUCAUCCACCUGCUCCACCUCUCGCUGCUGCACGGAGACAGGUGUCUGUGUGACUCGGCCGUGUUCUCCUGCGUUCUGCGCUUCAUCGUGUGUGUUCAGGAUCAGUGUGACGACGCUCUUCCUGCGUGUGUGUUGAGUUCAGUCCUCUAUCUGCUGUCUGUCAAUCAACACGCCGGCCCUCCACUGGACAUGGUGUCAGUGAGCGUGGUCAGUAAAGCGCUGUCCUCGUGUCCCGCGGUGUUCUCGCACGCUCUUCCUCUCUCCGCGCUGAGCCUCAUCUUCCAGUAUCCCGAGCUCUCGGAGCGCUUCGGGGCGCCGGCGCUGACGGGACGCCUCUCUCGCGGGCCAGAGGAGGAGCGGGAGCUGCUGGAGCUGCUACACACACACCCUGCAGCGCUGCUGAACAUGCUGGGCGUGGCGUGUGACGCCGAGACCGCUGUGUGUCAGUCAGCCGUCGGUGUGUUGCGAUCGUUCCUGUGUUCAGUCGACGGCGUCAGCAUCAGCAGGACAACUGAUCUCUCCGAUCACAUCCGAUCCGCACUCAUGAGCGUCCUGCAGAGACACACACACACAGACGGGCUGUCGGUGCUGUUGGAUGUGUUGUCUGUGAUCCAGAGUCACUCGUCCAGUCAGAUGACCCACACAGACUUCAAACUGCUUUACCACGUCAGUAAUCUGGUAGGAAAGAUGGACUCCAGUGACUCUGAGCUGCUGCUGUCUGGGUUCAACUGUCUGUACUGCUUCCUGUGUGUGUGUCCGUCACACGCCACCGACAGAGUGGCGUCUCUGCUGCUGGGGAACGUGAGGCUGCUGGAGCUGCUGGAGGAGGUCUUGUCUUCAUCAUCUUCAUCAUCUUCAUCACUGCACUGCUCCUCCCUGCUCCUGCUCUCCUCACUCGUGCUCCUGCAGCACAAACACCACGCUCAGGUGCAGAAGAGCAUCCGUGUGGAUCUUCAUCAGAUACUGAGACGACUGGCCUUCAACAAGAGAGAGACGGACGCGCUGCUGCUCGUGUGCAGUGUGCGGUUCGUGCAGGUGUGUUUGGAUGUGGACGAGUCUGCUCUGGUGUGUGUGUGUGACGCAGCGCUGGAACGACCCCUUCAGACGGCAGACGGUGCUCUACACCCACUGGGACACAGCGGCACCGCCAGCCUCGUCACGGCCCUCAGCGCGCUCAUGCUGCAGAAGCAGGAUCUGCUGGUCAGCGCGGCUCUGAACUGUCUGACGUCUCUGAUGGAGUUUCUGUGCCGCAGGACGCCCGAAUCAGUGCAGCACAUGGUGGUUCAUCAGCCGUGGACUCGUUUCCUGCUCUUCUCUUUACUGUCGUGUGACGGGAGCCUGAGACCUGCUGCACUGCAGCUGCUCACACUGCUGGUGCGUUUCAGCGGCAGCGUCUCGCUCUGGAAGUCAGAGGUUGAGUCUGUGUGUGAGGAGGUGGAGAGACGAGGAGUGACGGACCUCAGCAAACACACACUGAGCAUGAUGCUCACACAGUGUUGUGCUGUUGCUCCUCCUGAUGAUCUGAGGAUGAGGAUGAACGCUUUACUGGAGUCUCUCCAACCUCUUCCUCCCUCGGACGCCUCCAACAGACACAUGCUUCGGGUUGGACGGGUCUCUGUCUGUCUGUCGGACCUCAAACCCGGUGCUCAGGACUUCUGAUACACACACACACACACCUCUGCACAGUUGUACUUGUUUUCUAGUGAAGAUCUCCGACUGAAAUAUGUUGACAAUCGGUUACUCAUUUUAUCAUUUAUGUUGUAAUGGUUAUUGAAUAAUAUUCAUUAUUAUUAUUAUUAAAAAUAACAACACGUUUUACAUUUUGUGAGUUGUAGCAAAAAUGUAUUUUUGUUGAAAAUAUAAUAAAUAAUUUAAUAUUU